Penaeus vannamei (Pacific white shrimp) is the source of this 1531-nucleotide messenger RNA. RefSeq lists its product as uncharacterized. NCBI's taxonomy places the organism in Eukaryota, Metazoa, Arthropoda, Malacostraca, Decapoda, Penaeidae. The record is from RefSeq and is a predicted model, not a curated record.
ACGCUUUGAAGAGGAAUGCCAAGACUCUCAGACCUUCUGCUCUCUGAAAGUUGCAAAAAAAGUUGCAAAGUAUAUAUAUUCUACAUGAUACUUCGCCUUCGACGGGCCCUGGGCACUCGCGUUGAAUCAAGAACUGCCCAUUUUAUUCAUCGUACAAGCUUAACGCGGAUUCCAGAAAAUGGGGUACGACUUCGGAGAAAGGAAGCCCACCGUGGGACAAGUGCCUCUCCUGAUCUUCGCGUACCUCGGUUUCUCCCUCUUCGUCUCCGGGUUUAUCCUGACGGUGCUCGCCUACGCGCCCACGGACUCCUACCUGAUGGUCAUGAUCCAGAGCAUGGGCGUGAUGGGUUUCCUCGGCCCGAUUGUGCUCGUCAUUGGCACGAUCAUGCUCCUGGUGUCCAUCUUCUACUGCUUAUUCGGCAACACUGAUGAAGACGACUACUAACCGACCGUUCGAUCCUGUGACGUCAUAACCCGCCAUUUCCUGCCUGCAAACAAUGAGAACAAAAGACUUUCCGGGAAUUAAACAAUCGUUGGUCGCGAUGUUGACUCACAUCUUUUAUCCUUAUUUGUUGUGCCAAAUGCAGAAAAGAUAUGAAUGAGAAUUAAUACCUUCGCAACAGAAGAGAGUUUCGAAGACAUCUUCGUCAAAAAUGCAUGUAUUUCUGAAGAUAUAAUCGAAACCGGUUAAAUAUAUCGCUCGAUAUUGUGAAUAUAUUAAUUCCCUUUCAUACCUUUCCUAACAUUUUUGCUUUAUCUUUUUUCCUUCUCUUUCAUUAUACUUUUUGUUUUUGUUCUUUUUUUUCAGGCGCUUUUGAUUAUUCCUUUGUCCUUUUCUCUCCGCGUCCUUUAUUGACUCUUGUUUUUUUUUUUUAUCAUGUUUACUUCAUUGUCUGCAUCAGCUGCCAUAAUGCUAUUAAACACAGGUUUCUGAAAACGGUGUGAGAGGGUGUACCAUAUAUUUUUUCAUGGGAAGUGUAGGGGGGAGGGUACAGUCUACUGAUAUGCCGGCCGAAUGGAUAAAUUUCUUAUCUUAUUUACUACACGAAUGAAUAAUUAGAUAGAAUAUCGACAUUAUAAGUGAUAUAGACCAUCACUUAUUGUAUAUUUUGAUGGAUACGGGCCUCUAAAUCUUUACUGUGAAAAGCCGGACUCUAGCAAUAAUAGAAAUUUAAAAAUUAAAUUUUCUCCCCCCCCCAAAAAAAAAAAAAAUGUCACGUCCCUGUCACAAAAAUAUAUACCUUUUAUUGAUCUACUUAGUUUCCAUAUGGUAGGUCCACCUCCCUGGAUUUUCACCUGUGGAUAAAUAACUUUUUUUCAGAGUUCAUUUUAGAUUUAGAUUAAUUGUCUCCUGUUUGCAUUUUUUAUGUUUUAUAGUGUAUGUUGUAUCAUGUAAGUCAGAAGAAGCUGCGAAUUCUAAUUGGUCGUAGUUAUCAAGUUUUGUGAUUUUGUUAUAUAAAUGUGAAUUCAGUAAAAAAUGUAUGAAUUAUUACAUUUUAUUCAUAUUUACAAAGAAAAAAAAACUACACAA